This is a messenger RNA of Talaromyces proteolyticus, 1803 nucleotides long. Its product is annotated as acyl-CoA dehydrogenase family protein. The record is from RefSeq and is a predicted model, not a curated record. The coding region runs from base 174 to 1712 and encodes 512 amino acids. Gene Ontology annotation, molecular function: acyl-CoA dehydrogenase activity; heme binding; flavin adenine dinucleotide binding. NCBI's taxonomy places the organism in Eukaryota, Fungi, Ascomycota, Eurotiomycetes, Eurotiales, Trichocomaceae. The transcript is spliced from 3 exons.
GCCCAGUCUUCAAUGUUGCUGCGUCCCAUCUGAAGACACAGCACAGUGUUUUCUCUUUCUCUUAACUAGUGUCUCUGUCUCCUGUCACCUGUCUCCUAUUCUUGUAUGCUUGGUCUGGUAUCACCUACACAUUCUCCAGCAAAAGCGCAUUGUCAUUUACUCCACUUUUCACCAUGCCGCAUUCCUCGUUGACACGUGCUGAGGUGGCCAAGCACAACACUACAGAAGACCUCUGGGUGAUCAUCGACCACAAGGUCUACGAUGUGUCGGACUUUGUAGACGCUCACCCCGGUGGCAGCGUUGUUCUCGCCCAAGUAGCCGGCAAGGACGCCACUGUCGAUUUCUACCAGCUACAUCGCCAAGAAGUCCUAACCAAAUACAAGGACCUGUGCAUUGGCACCUUGGAAGGCGAGAAGCCAGAAGUCAUCGAGCAGAAACCAGGCGACCUGAGCCCCGUACCGUAUGCAGAGCCUCUCUGGCUACGACCCGAGUUUAGCAGCCCGUAUUUCAAAGACAGCCAUCGCCGCCUGCAGAAAGCAUUCCGCGAAUUUACCGACCAAUAUAUUACCCCGGAGGCCCAGGCUAAGGAAAAGGAUGGCACUUAUAUCAGUCAAGAGCUGAUUGACCGCAUGGCCGAGACCAACAUCUUGGCCAUGCGAUUGGGCCCGGGAGAGCACUUGCACAACAGGAAAUUGCUGGGCGGCGUAGUUGAUGGCAAGGAGUUUGACGCUUUUCAUGACUUGAUUGCCUCCCAGGAGAUGGUUCGCGCCGGCGCACGAGGCUACCAAGACGGAAACAUGGCCGGCAUGGCUAUCAGUUUGACAGCGGUGAAACAGUGGCUCAGGAACAAACCAUUGAAGGAUCAAUUGAUGGAAGAAGUUCUUUCAGGCAAGAAAAAGAUGUGCCUUGCCAUUACAGAAGCUUUUGCGGGUUCUGACGUCGCGGGACUCCGUACGACUGCCGAGAAGACACCCGACGGAAAAUACUAUAUCGUUAACGGAACCAAGAAAUGGAUCACAAACGGCAUGUUCGCCGACUACUUUGUUACCGGAUGUCGCACCAAGAAGGGAUUCUCAGUUCUUCUCAUCCCUCGUGGCGAAGGUGUAGACACGACACAGAUCAAGACAUCUUACUCCACCACCGCGGCCACGGCCUUCGUCCAGUUCGAAAAUGUCAAAGUACCCAUCGAAAAUCUACUAGGCGAGGAAGAUAAGGGCUUUGCAGUUAUCAUGAGCAAUUUCAACCACGAGCGUUUCAUGAUGGCCGCUGGCGUCAUCCGCUUUUCUCGUCUCAUUGUUGAGGAGUGCCUGAAAUGGUGCAACCAGCGCAUUGUCUUCAAGAAACCCCUCAUUGAACAACCCGCCAUUCGCCAAAAACUGGCCAAGAUGAUCUCCCACGUUGAAGCAAACCAAGCCUGGCUCGAAGCAAUCACCUACCAGAUGUGUCAAAUGACUUACGCCGAACAAGCCAAGCACCUUGCUGGCCCGAUUGCUCUCAUCAAAUCUUACUCCACCCAAUCCGCCGGUGAAAUUGCCAGUGCUGCAACCAACAUCUUUGGUGGUCGAGGAUUGACUCAAUCAGGUAUGGGUAAGAUCAUUGAGAACUUUAACCGGGGCUACAAAUUCGAUGCCAUCCUCGGUGGCACAGAGGAGAUCUUGGCAGAUUUGGGCGUCAGACAGGCCGUUAAGGGAUUCCCCAAGGCUAUGCUUUAAAUUUCUCUCCUGAGUUCAUGUUCAAUUAAUCAACUAUAGUGUAAAUACAUCAGUUCCAUUUGUUCAUGUGAUACGGGUUUAAGAUAAAUGA